UGAUAACGAGGCCUUACUUUAAAGGAUAUGCCUUGUCUAUUAGAAGGCCAUUUGUGCAUAGCUAAAGCCCCGAUUGCCGUAAUGCCUGCUAUCCAUGCUGUCGCCCUAACAAGCCUCUGUACUGUUGCCAACAAACACAGCUACCAUACUACUAAGAGACUGAUCCUUACUUAGUAACCCACGUCUUCGUGCGCUCUGUGCUGUAUCGUUGACCACACGACGUCCAGGUCCUAGAACUCUGGACUCCUUCUUAGAAAUGAUUGCAUAGAAUGGACAGUGACAGCGACGAUUUUGGGCUGGACGAUACUGGCGACCUGGCGAUAGACCAUGGAGACGACUUUGCAGUUAAACCGCGGGCAGGCGCUGGGGCAACACGCGAUAGCCUAUUCAGCGAUGACGAUGGUGACUUUGACAGCGGAGGCGGAGGCAGAAGCCUGCCGCCCCCUCAGCGCCCUGCUGCACCGGCCCCACCUCCGCGGCCAUCUGCGCCUGCGCCAUCCCGCCGGCAUGCCACCUCUGGCGACCUUUUCAGCGAGGACGCAGAGGAAUUUAGCAAUGACCUAGAACUUACCGCUGGCGAUGAUAGCGGUGACAUCGAAAUCGACCACGCGCCGGCUCCCGUCGCCCACCAACGACCGGCACCACCGCCACCUCCUCCCGCCCACUACACCGAUCCCUCCAUGUCCCUGGAGCUGGACGCAAACGACUCAGAGCUGGCGGACCUGCUGAACGACAAGCCGCAACCGCCCCAUCACCAUCAGCAGCACGCGCUCCGCGCUGCCUCACCCCUGCCACCCGCACCCCUGCCCCCCCCGGGGCGCAGUGUCACACCCAUCGUGCCAGCAGCUGCCCCCCAGCAGCCCUCAGCUGGCGCCUCGGGCAGCUACGGACUGGACGCAGAGGACUCGGAGCUAGCGGAGCUGCUGGGGGAGGAGGGACCCGCGGCGAAGAGGCCAGCGGCGGCGCUGCCGCCGCCACCUCCACCUCCUCCCGCCCCUGCUCCUCCGCUGGCGAAGAAGAUCAGUUUCCAGGAGCCGCCGGCAGCGGAGCCGUCGGGCCUUGGUCGGCCGCCGCCGGCAGCAGCUGCGAGGGGCCCCUCCAUGCACCGUGACGCCCGGCCCGCGGCUGCGAUGCCAAGCGAUGAUUUUGGGGACAUGGACGACGAGGAGGGAGAGGGAGGCUACGGCAUUGAGGAUGAGGCUGAUCGGGAGGUGGCCAGGAUCGCCUCUCUGAACAGCCGGCGAGCACAGAGCGUGAGCAGCGGCAACAGGGCGGCGCCAGCGCACCGGUCGCCUGCGCCCCAGGACAGCUUAGCGGACGAUUUUGCCAGUGAGGAGGAAGCGUACUUUGACGCGCCGCGGCAGGGCUUGAACCGCCCGCCGCCGCCGUCCCCGCCACUGCCGGGCGGCGGGCCGCCUCAGGCGACGUUCCGGCGUGUGCCGCAGCAGGGCGGGGGCUUCAGGGAGGGAUACGAGGACUCGUACUACGAGGAUUCGUAUGUGGAUUCUUCACUGGAGCGGAACGGCCGGCCGCCGCCACGCGGCAUCCCACCCCGGAACCACGGCAGGGAGCCCUCAGGCGAGUACUACAGCAGCCAAGAAAUGUACGGCGAAGACACGUACGGCGACGAUGGGGACAUGUACGACGACAGGGCCUCCCCUGCGGCGGCCUUUCGACGUGUGCCUGCGCCCGCAACACACGCCCCGCCCCACCACGCCCCUCCACCACCACCAGCACACCCUCACCGCCCGCCGGCUCCGGGACCGUACGACAGCGGUGAAAAUCAGUACGAGGACGAUCAGUACUACAGCGAGGAUGACGGUGAGGACGACUUUGCGGAUGACGUCAGCUGGGACGGGGAGAUCCGCCACAGCCGCGGCGGCUACGAUGGGGACCGGGGGCGGCCCAGUUCCGCGGGGCAUCCGCGUUCCCGCGGGCCGCAUGCGCAGGGGGGUCGCCGCCGUGCGCUGUCUGCGCUGCCGCCCCGCGACCGGCAGGCGGCUAUCCUGGAGGACAUGAUGAGCCGCCACCCGAGCACCUGGGACAUUCGCGAGGUGGCCACCUGGGUGGAGUUCAUCGGCAUGGGGCAGUACCGCUCCAAGUUCGUGCACCACUCGGUGGACGGCACGCUGCUGCUGGCGCUGGGGGAGCCGGAGCUGGCGCGCGAGCUGCGCAUCCUGCCGCUGGGGCACCGCAGGGCGCUGCUGGGCGCGAUUGCGGAGCUGCACGAGGCGGCGGAGGCGGCAGAGAAGGAGCGGGCGGAGCGGGGCCUGCCGCCCGGGGUGCCGGUGCAGCGAGCUAGGACGGAGGCGGAGCGGGUUGCGGAGCUGCGGCGGCGUGCAGCCCUGCAGGAGGGCCCCCGGCGGCCGGCGGGUGCGGGUGCGGGCGUGAUCCCCCCCGAGCCCUACCUGGGUCCCGCACUGGGUAAGAUGACGGUGUACGAGCAGCGGGCCAAGCUGCUGUACCAGCUGGACCGGGCGCGGCACCGGGCGGCGCAGCAUGCAGCUAUCAUCGAGCAGCUGGCCAACAACAAGGCCCUCACCGAGGCCCAGAUGGCCGAACUGCGCGGCAAGCUGAAGGACCUAGAAGCCAAGCACAAGGACGACCUCACCGCCGCAAACCGCCGACCCGGCAUGACACUGCCCCUGUCCUCCGGCGGCGGCGCCGCCUCCGCCGCCGCGGACCGCCACGGCGGCGGCGCCGCCAACGCUGCGGACGCAGAGUACGGCGCCGACGCUGCCGUACCAUGGCAGCCUGUGGGACGUGGCACACGACUGAACCCCUACCCGGAGCGCUUUGCUCGGCGGCCCGGGGAUGAUCCGGAGCUGGAUCUGACGUUCCGUCCGCGCACGUUGCGCAUCCAGGACGUGCCUGCGGGUGCCGUACGGGACAUCGUGGCGAAGGCGCUGGGCAGCCGAGUGCCCUUUUGGCGGCGCAUGGACUACGAGUUUGAGAAGAUGCGGAAGGAGCGGGAGGCGAAGGAGGAGGCGCGGAGGCUGCGGAGGGAGAGGCUGGGGAUGGCGAGGCGGGGCGGUGGUGGCGGUGGUGAGGAGGAUGAGGAGCAGGCGAAGAGCAAGCACUGGAAUAACUACUGGGUUCCCGGCAGUGUGAAGAACAGCAGCUACCACAAGAAGUUCAACCGCGGCAGUGAGAAUGCGGAGCUGGCGCAGUACCGCAGCUUCGCAAAGGACAAGACGCGACUGAGCCGCUGGUUUGCAAAGUUCGUGGAUGACGGCGAGGCGACGGAGGGCGAUGUGGUUCUGGAGCGGCUGGUCAACCGCAUGAUCCGGGCGCUGGUCAAGACGAAGGACCAGAUGGCGGGUGAGAUUGGCGAGACGUUCGACAAGCGCGUCCGCCGCUACUUCGAGGAGCGCGGCUACAAGUUCGCGACCACCACCAGCAACACAAUCAUGGUCCGCGCCCGCGGCACCCGCCGCCCCGCGCCCGACCGGCCCGACACCACCCUGUACGACUUCGAGCAGGUGGAGCAGUACUACCCGGACUACCUCAAGAAGAAGAGUGCGCAGGACGGAGAUGCGGGGGGCGGCGGUGAUGGCGGGGAGGAGGAGGAGACGCGCAUGGUACCCAAGCGCACCACUUGGAAGCGCCUGGUGGCGAUAUACUACAUGGAGCGGCAGAAGAAGCUGCGGGCGGCCAUUGCCAUGGUCAAGAUGAGCCAGUUCGUGGCGCGACAUGGCCCCCGCUGGCCCCCCGAGCGCGACCGCGACGGCUCCAAGAGCGCCGCCUGGGUGCCCUCCAGCUCCGCGGGCGCACUGCACCAGGUGGACGGCCGCGACCGCACCUUCAACGAGGUCGGGCGGGAGAACAUCUCGCGGCAGGUCAAGCUGAAGAAGGCGCUGGGUCCGCCCCAGCCCAAGACCUUCCAGAUGCGAGUCCUGGAGGAGGAGGCGCUGGAGGGCAAGGCAGACGCGCUGUUCGCCCAGCUGGGCUGGCCGCACUCCGCCUGGGAGCCCGGACAGGGGCCCCCGGAGGAGGCGCUGCUGCUGCCGGACGAGGAGGAGGAGGAGGAGCAGGGGCUGGAGGGGUUUGGGCUGGAGACUGAAGGAGGAAGAGGCGGGGAUGGAGGGGGUGGGGGUUCGGAUCAGCGGAGGAGGGGCAGGCGGCGGUGGGCGCCAGUGAUGGAGUUCUUCCCGGCGCUGGAUGCGCUACUCGGUCGUGCAUUGGAGCUGCGGCGGCUGCAUGACGAGUGGCUGGAGGCGAGGCAGCGGGCGAAGGCCCGAGGCUACGGUGAGGACCAGCUGUCGCAGCAGCGGCCCCUCGUGCAGGAGCUGGACUGGAGUGGCGACCUGUUAAUGGACAUGCAGCAGCGGGCCAUGGAGCGGCAGCGGCAGCAGUGGCUGCUGGCCUGGGAGCAGAAGCGGCGGCAACGCGAGCGGCGGGCGGAGCGGAUGCGGCGGGAGGGCGUCCGCGAGGACGUGAUACAGCGCGAGCUGGGUCGGCAGCAGGAGGCCCACGAGGUGGAGGACGCGGUUCGCAACCACCUCUACCGCUUCGUGACGCUGCUGGCGCGCUACAAGGAGCGAGACCUGGCGCGAUUCCGGGACGAGCUGAAGGGCACCAAGAAGAAGAUGGCGGUGUACAGGGCGCUGUGCAGCCAGAUGUUCCUGGACGACACGCGCGAGAAGCAGCAGAAGCGCGAGCAGGCGCUGCACGCCGUGUACAACAGCCUGGCUGCGCGCACCCGCGGCCGCCGGCAGCUGUCGGCCGCCCAGGAGGGGGCGGUGGUGGACCGGCUGGUCGGGGACGCCAGGAAGCGGGAGCGACGACACCGGGAGCUGGUGGAGCGGCAGCUGGAGGAGGAGGAGUCCUCCCUGACUCCCUGGUACAUGCUGGCGCCCUCCAGCCGGCUGGGCAGCAGGAACCCCUCACCCGACCCGCCCACAUCCCCGGGCCCCCCCGCCCGCACCCGCUCCCCCGGCGCCGCGUCCGCAGCCUCCCAGCGGCCCAGGAGCGCCCCACGCACACGAGGCACCUCGGGCGGCGGCGGCGGCGCGCUGAGCAGUGAGAGCAGCCGAGGGAAGUACGUGUUCGGCUCCAGCACGCCCAAGUCCAUGUGGGGGCCGGUGGUGCGGCCAAAGGGUGCCGGCACGGGGGCCGGCGGCGGCGGCGGACUGUUGGACUCUCCAGGGCUGCUGGGGCUCACACGCUCCGUGACGUCGCUGGGGGGGUCGCCGGGCCGGGCCGCAGGCAGCCGAGGCGGCGGCGGCGGAGGGGGCACGACACCAGCGCGGCAGCGGCCGGCGACGCCGACCCGGAAUGCCGGAGUGCGGAGCGGCGCAGCGGCGGGGACUGCGGGAGGAGCAGCGCCCACGCAACGGCCCGCGUCAGCAGCUGCGCCGCCGUCACCGCGGCCUAGCGGCGGAGGCAGCGCCACUGCCGCCCGGGCUGGCCGGCGGCCUACAUCCGCCGCCGCCGCGCCGCCAAGCCCGAGCUCCCGGCCCCUGUCGGCAGCCCCCGCUGCUGCUGCCGCCGCCGGCACCCGCAACUCCACGGGCCCCCCUCCAACCCCACAACGGAGCACGGGGCGGCUGGGCGCCACUCCGACGCCACCUCCGCAGCCGCCCAGCGCCGCCGGGACCCGGGGCCGUACGGCGGCACCAGCAAGCACCCGGCCGCGGCGGGGCCUUUUGGACGGCGACACCACCAGCGGCGCCAGCGCCUCGCCCUCACCGGAGCGCGGGCCGCCUCGCCGCGUGGCCGCUGGCGCCGCCACUGCCGCCACCACCGCCGUCAGGCCUCAGCGGCCGAGCGGGACACUAACCGCGGAGAGCAGCCUCCUCAGUCCCCAGCCGUCGUCGCAGCGGGUUUCCCAGCUGUCAUCCCCCAAAGCCAGCACCACAGGCGGAGGCACCAGCAGUCGGCGGACAAGCCAGGGUAGUGUUCCCGCCACCCGAGCGGGGCCGGGGGCGGGGCCGGCGACACCUCCUCCCGCGGCCGGCCAGCAGCGAACAGCUGUGGGGGGUGCGGGGGCAGGAGCAGCUGCAGCAGCUGUUGCUGCUGGUGGUGCGGCUAGGAUGCCAUCGAUGGGCUCCGGGUCCGGUGGCAGCAUUCCUGGCUCCAUGCGCUCCUCCGACCCGCCUUCACCACUAGCAGCGCAGCGGCCCCUACCCAGCGCCGUGACGCCGCCGCGGUCUCCGCUGUCCCGCUCGUCUGUGGAGAUGUCGCCGGGCGGGCAGUCGCCGCUUUCGCGGUCGCCGCCGGCGGUGUCACCCGCGCGGUCGGGCUCCUUGACCCCGCCUGCCGCGGCAUCUAGCGGGGAGAUCCAGUAUGAGGAUGAUUUUGAUGGCGGGGUUCUACAUGCUGGGGAUGAUGAUGAUGAGUUUUAAGUACAUGAAGUCUUCUUGUUACAUAUUGACCCGUUUGAUAGGCAGUGGUGAGUUAUUGCGACGCGAAUAGCAGCUGGUUAUGGCUUAAGCGAGAUCAGGCUCUCGGAAGGCAGAUGAGAUGUGAUGGAGCGCGCGACGGACGUAUAGGACUUUACAUACCGGUAUUUGUACAUACUGUGACUAUACGGGCUACUAUAACGGCGGUAACCUGCGGUGGGCCGGCGGUCCCCGGGGACGUUAAUCCUAGGUCGUGUCGACGCCAGUUAGCAAGACCUCGUGUAAGGCUGUUCCUUG
This is a messenger RNA of Astrephomene gubernaculifera, 6641 nucleotides long. The record is from the annotation of a GenBank genome assembly. NCBI's taxonomy places the organism in Eukaryota, Viridiplantae, Chlorophyta, Chlorophyceae, Chlamydomonadales, Astrephomenaceae.